AUGAGACUCAAGUCGUUGCUACGCUUUGUAGCACUGGGCCUACUGGGCCUUGCGGACCCCAUCUUCGCCCAGGGCCCGCUUGCUACUCUCUCGUCACUCCCUGACUGCGCGCUCGGAUGCCUGCAAACGGCGGUGUCGAACUCGCCUUGCUCUAUCACGAACCAGACAUGUAUCUGCGCUGACGCCGACCUCAACGAGCAGGCACAGCAAUGUAUCUUGCUCUCUUGCACGGCGAAGCAGGCUCUGACGACCAAAAAUGCAACCGAAACACUCUGUGAUAGACCCAUUCGCGAUGAGACCCAACAUGUCUACAAUGUUGCCGCCGCUCUCGGCAUUGUUACCGGGGUUCUUGUGGGCGGCCGAUUGUGCUUCAAUUACUUCUUCACGCAAAUGGGCCUCGGAAUGGAUGAUUGGUUUUGCCUCCUUUCGACCCUCGUCGGAGUCCCCUGCACUGCCAUUGCUUGCCACGGCCUGGCCCCCAACGGACUCGGGAGGGACGUAUGGACACUGCAAUUCGAUACCAUCACGCGAUUCGGCCGUUUCUUCUAUAUCAUGGAAGUCUUCUAUUUUGCCAUGGUAACCCUGCUCAAGACGACUUUCUUGUUUUUCUACCUGCGCAUUUUCCGAACGGUUGGCACCCGGCGCAUCCUUUGGGCCACGCAGAUCAUCAACGCCCUAUUCGGCGUGGCCUUUGUCUUUGCCGCCGCUUUUCAGUGUUCUCCCGUCAGCUACUUUUGGACGAAGUGGGACGGCGAGCACGAGGGCAAGUGUAUCAACAUCAAUGCGCUGGCUUGGGCAAAUGCGAUUGUCAGUAUCAUCCUGGACUUCUGGAUGCUGGCGAUUCCGUUGAGCAAGCUGCCGAAGCUACAGCUGCAUUGGAAAAGGAAGGUUGGCGUCGCCUUAAUGUUUUGCGUCGGCGCAUUUAUCACUGUAGUCAGUAUCAUCCGACUGCAGUCAUUAGUGACCUUUGCAAACUCCCACAACCAAACCUGGGACCAGUGGUCCAUCACCAACUGGUCCGUCAUCGAGAUGAACGUGGGAAUCAUGUGCUCAUGCAUGCCUACGAUGCGCCUGGCCCUUACCCGGAUGUUCACCGUCUUCCGGGAAACCACCGUGAGUCGCUCCGAGAAUGGUGCCGGUUACCAUGCCUCUCGGCGCCCGACGAAGAACCAGGCUCGCAUCGUGACGAACCCGAGUGUAGUGGCCAGCCGCGUACGAGCCUUGGAUGGGAGGGGCGAAAGCGAGGAGAGGUUUGAUCCGCAAUAUAGGUACCUUGAUGAGACGAGCUUGGUGCCGAUGAAAGAUUGGGGUGUUUCUCGUGAGAAUUCUGUUUAA
Molecule: messenger RNA, 1335 nt
Organism: Scedosporium apiospermum
Lineage: Eukaryota; Fungi; Ascomycota; Sordariomycetes; Microascales; Microascaceae
Exons: 4
Coding region: 1-1335 (444 amino acids)
Source: RefSeq, a predicted model, not a curated record